AAGUGUGAGAAAAAUAAAUACAGUGACUUUUUUCGGUGCGUGGACGAAAAAGCUACAAAGAUUGACACUGUGUGGGGGUGGGCAAGCGCCCCGUUGCGCUUGGCGGCGAACAGGAUGAGCGAUGCUAUAUUGGGUGACCGAGCUCCAUCGCCAGCAAGGUUAGCUCACACUUCAGACAAGCAUCCGCGGGGUACGCUCGCUGAACUCAACGUCCUCCGUCGUCACCAUGAGCUCUGCGAUGUAAUCCUGAAUGUGGGAGGACGAAAGAUUUUUGCCCACAGGGUAAUUUUAUCAGCCUGCAGUCCCUACUUCCGCGCUAUGUUUACAGGCGAACUUGAGGAAUCGCGACAAACGGAAGUCACCAUUAGGGACAUUGAUGAGAAUGCCAUGGAACUGCUUAUUGACUUCUGCUACACUUCCCACAUUGUCGUAGAAGAAUCUAAUGUACAGACUCUGCUUCCAGCUGCAUGUCUACUCCAACUGGCUGAGAUUCAGGACAUAUGCUGCGAAUUCCUGAAGCGGCAGCUGGAUCCUACCAACUGUUUGGGCAUUCGGGCUUUCGCUGACACUCACUCGUGUCGAGAACUCCUCCGAAUUGCUGAUAAGUUCACCCAGCACAAUUUUCAAGAAGUGAUGGAGAGCGAGGAAUUUCUUCUGUUGCCCGUUGGUCAGCUCGUGGAUAUCAUUUGUAGUGAUGAACUCAAUGUGCGUUCCGAGGAGCAAGUUUUUAAUGCAGUGAUGGCCUGGCUUAAGUACAACGUUUCUGAUAGGCGUCAGCAUCUUGCUCAAGUGUUGCAACAUGUGCGUUUGCCGCUGCUUAGUCCUAAAUUCUUGGUUGGAACUGUGGGCUCUGAUUUGCUCGUACGCAGCGAUGAAGCAUGCAGAGAUCUUGUGGAUGAGGCAAAGAAUUAUUUGUUACUACCACAGGAGAGACCUUUAAUGCAGGGACCUCGCACGCGCCCAAGGAAACCAACGAGACGCGGAGAAGUGCUAUUUGCCGUGGGAGGAUGGUGCUCUGGUGAUGCCAUCGCGAGUGUAGAGAAGUUCGAUCCGCAGACAAACGACUGGAAAAUGGUAGCACCUAUGAGCAAGCGUCGUUGUGGCGUCGGUGUAGCCGUAUUAAAUGAUCUUCUCUAUGCUGUGGGUGGUCAUGAUGGCCAGAGCUAUCUUAAUAGCAUCGAACGCUAUGAUCCGCAGACAAAUCAGUGGUCCUGCGAUGUAGCUCCAACGACAUCGUGUCGUACAAGCGUCGGUGUAGCCGUGUUGGAUGGUUUUCUAUAUGCCGUUGGUGGGCAGGAUGGGGUGCAAUGUCUAAAUCAUGUUGAGCGUUAUGAUCCGAAAGAGAAUAAGUGGGCCAAAGUAGCACCAAUGACUACUAGAAGACUCGGAGUUGCUGUGGCCGUAUUGGGUGGGUAUCUAUAUGCCAUUGGAGGCAGCGACGGACAAUGUCCAUUAAACACGGUUGAGCGCUUCGAUCCCAGACAAAAUAAAUGGUGUGCUGUAAGUCCCAUGUCGACUCGUCGGAAGCACUUGGGAUGUGCUGUUUUUAAUAACUACAUCUAUGCUGUGGGCGGCAGAGAUGACUGCAUGGAAUUGUCAUCGGCUGAGAGAUACAAUCCCCACACCAAUACUUGGAGUCCAAUUGUGGCUAUGACCUCGAGGCGCAGUGGAGUGGGUCUGGCCGUGGUAAAUGGGCAGCUGUAUGCGGUUGGUGGAUUUGAUGGGACUGCGUAUCUCAAAACCAUUGAAGUGUAUGAUCCAGAGACAAAUCAAUGGCGUCUUUGUGGAUAUAUGAAUUAUCGACGCUUAGGUGGUGGUGUGGGUGUCAUGAGGGCCCCUCAAACUGAAAAUUAUAUGUGGGUUCGCAAGGAUUCAGUGGUGUAGACAGCAAGAAAUGAGCCGGAUGCUUCAAUUAUUUAUUAAAAAAAAAAAAACGUAACUCCCUAGCUCUACAUGAUAAACAAAACACGCGUCCCCAUUUUUAUUAUCUUAAAGAUGCUGAAAACGUAAGUAACAGUAUAUAUUUUUUAAAAUAAUAAUAUUAUCUGAUCUAAAAGAAACCAGUGCUCUAUGACAAAAA
This is a messenger RNA of Phlebotomus papatasi, 2080 nucleotides long. RefSeq names its product kelch-like protein diablo (gene dbo). Lineage: Eukaryota; Metazoa; Arthropoda; Insecta; Diptera; Psychodidae. The record is from RefSeq and is a predicted model, not a curated record. Gene Ontology annotation, molecular function: protein binding. The transcript is spliced from 4 exons. Bases 115 to 1884 code for a protein of 589 amino acids.